Pomacea canaliculata is the source of this 5191-nucleotide messenger RNA. Its product is annotated as spartin-like. Gene Ontology annotation, biological process: negative regulation of BMP signaling pathway; cell division. NCBI's taxonomy places the organism in Eukaryota, Metazoa, Mollusca, Gastropoda, Architaenioglossa, Ampullariidae. The transcript has 7 exons. The coding region runs from base 332 to 2062 and encodes 576 amino acids. The record is from RefSeq and is a predicted model, not a curated record. Gene Ontology annotation, cellular component: plasma membrane.
ACAUAAAGCCGCUCAAAAACACGACCGCGGUUGAGAAAGUACUUUUUACACAAAGGCUGUGUAAAUUAGUAUCACUUAUAGUUUAGUUUAAGAGUAUCACGGGCACUUUAAGAGCUUGUUUAUAAAUUAUUUUGGAUUUUAUCCUACGUACUUUUUUUCAGUUAGAACUGUAUAGGAUUGUGUGGGUGAGGGAUAAGCUAAAUUUAGAAGCAGACGACAACAGUCAUUGAGCUCACACAUCACAUGAGAAGGUCUGGCAAUGUUUUAACAUUUGCCUGGUCUCGCCGUCUGCACCUCGGAUUCCCGCCAUUAGUAUAAACCAGAAAGAGUAAUGGAGCAUACAACACCACGACCAUUAUCCAGGAGAUCCACACCUCCACCUCGGCCACCACCACCAGAGCUGACUGAGUCAUGUUUUAGAAGUGAAUCCACAGCUAUGUUAUUCAUUGACUUCCAACAGCAACAUGACAAAGCAUUCAAAUCUGUGGAGAAGGCAUUAGCAGCUGAUGAACAUGGAGACACUGCUAAUGCAAAAGAGUAUUACUCACAGGGUCUGGUAUUGCUGGAUCAGGCUUUGGCUGUGGAUUGUGAACAUUUGGUGAAUGCAACACAAGAAGAAAAAGAUGAAGCAAAGAUGAUGCAGAUGAAAAUGAAUAAGAGCAGACUGCAGAUUGCUUAUCGUCUGGAAGCUCUUCAGGCUGACAACAGACCAGCAGUUCCAGAACUGUUUGGCCAGUCAGAGGAGCUGGCAGUCAGGCUUCCAUCUUAUGAGGAAGCAAUUCUGUCCUCUUCGUCUUCUUUAUCUGAUCUAACUCUUGGAGAAAGCAUCAGUGCUGCAGAGCAUGAAGCACAACAAUUGGCCAUUACUAAUGGUACCCAACUGUUUUCGAUUGUAGAUGGGGUACAGAUUUUUUUUAUCACUCCACAGGGAUAUGUUAGCGCCCCAUCAUAUCCAUCUUCUCUUCAUGUUGUCAAGUUUGAAGAUCAAAUUGGAAGAAUUCAGGAAACAUCAGCAACUUCAGAAAUGCCACCAGCAUUUAUGCAAGUUGGAGACUGGGUCUACCCCUUGCUGCCUCAAGCAUCACCAAUAUUACAUACAACAUAUGGUGCUUACAUAUUUCCUGAUUUGACCUCAGAAGAGGCAGGUGCAUCGGUGGGACUUAUUUUACCAGACAAUAUCACUGACACAGAAAAGCACUGCCUGGAGGACAUUUUGAGAAACUUCUCAGCUGUACAGGAACAGCUUGCUACUAUACAUCCAGAGGACCUUGUCGAGCCCUCUGCCCCGCAGGAGGACUCAUCUAGUUCCAUGGUAGAGGAAAUCCAGAUUUCACCUGAUGAGGCUGGCAAACAGUCAACAUCAUCAAAAAUCUCCAAAGGAAUUAUCAUUGCAUCAGAAUGGAUAUCCUGGGGUUUGGGCAAGGGAGCACAGAAGACAGGUGAGCUGAUAAACAAGGGAUCAGUAAAACUGCGCACAAAACUGCAGCCUUUAGACCAGACUAGACCAGUCAACCCUCACAUUCAAAAAGGCAUGGACUAUGCUCGAAAGGCAUCACAUGCUGCCCAGCUAGUGAGUGGCUUUAUAGUUUCCCAGCUAGGGAAGGCAACUGUGGCUCUAGGCAAACAACUUGCUCCUCAUAUUCGGGAACAAGGAAAGAAGAUUCUGCCAAGUUCAAUGAAAACCAGUGAAUCGCAGUCCAAACUGAACAGUGUUUUAGAAGUGGCAGCAAGUGGAGUACAAGGGUUUGGGACUGUAUACCUCAGUCUUGAAAAAGCAGCCAAAGCUCUGGCCAGAAGCUUAGCCAAUGAAACAGUGAGCAUCAUCCAUCACAGGUACGGUGAGGAGGCAGGCAUGCUAACAGAGAACACCUUGUAUACUGCAGGCAAUGUAGUUGCAACAGGUUACAAUAUUAAUCAUCUUGGUGUGAAAGCCAUUGCCAAACAAGCUGCCAAAAACACAAGCAAAGCACUGAUUUGCAGCUCACAAAAUGGGCACAUGAAUCAAAGUGCAUCAGACAGUGAUACAUUCAUGACAGAUGAAAAGGAUAAAAAAAAAAGAUAAAGGAAGAGUUCCAUAACUAUUUCAGUUGUUAAAAAAAUUACAGAGCUAUGAUGUAAUGAUACAAAUUGUCACUUUUGUCUGAUUGACUCAUCUCUACUCUUAAAAAUAUUUAUAUCCAUGCAUACAGGUGUACAUGAAUGAACAGACAUGCAUGUACCUAUUUGAUAAUAAGAGAAAAAUGAAGGCAUGCUAGAAAUAUUUUGUGGUUUUGUGCUGUUUUUAAAUAGCCAUUGCCAUAAUUUCUUCAGACCUAAAUGAGAGCAGAUCAGGAGAAUCUUAGGAAGCAGUUGGGUGAAUAGAUUUCAAUUAUUUUGUUUUAUGGUGUAUUUUAUAGUGGAACAGUGUCUAAAAACACUUGAAUGUGCAGGUCAAGUUGGAGUGGUGAGCAAUGAAAAGUACACACACAUGCAAUUCAUGAAAUUCAAUGCAUACAUAUAUGGCAGUUAGCUUAAAAAAGUAUCACCAAGAACAAAAUAAAAUUUGCAAACUAUAAAAACACAGAGAAAGUGGGAGGGGUAAGAAGCCUUGAGAAGAGGAGGAGAGCAUCAGUUUCUGGAGAGGAUAGGUGGGUUUAAAGACCACCUUCAGGGUCAAAAGUGAUUUCUGUAGGUUGCAAGAAGGCUAAGGCAUUUUCACCAGGGGCAAGAUGGGCAGGAUUUUUUCCAAAUAUUUCCUAUCUGAUGCACGGCACAAAGAGGCUUGGAAACCAGAACAACUCACUUGGUGGAUAGGGUGUCAUAGGUAUCUAAGAGCCAGACCAUGAAAGCAAUGAGAACACAGAAUGGCAUCUUAGUUCAAGCUGGCAACCAAGGAUAUGAUGUUUGAAUUAUACGUAUAAACCAUAUGAGGACAGGUUUUUUUGUAACUGGCUCUAAGGAUCAUAUAAAUCACUGAUAGAUUUACCAUUAAGGUUUAUAUGCUGUUUAUAUUGAGUAUAUGUUUGUUGUGUGUGCAUUGUCUCAGUAUUGUUACAUUUACUAAGAUUUAAAAAACUUUAUUUAUCUUUUUCUCAUAUGCCUAAGCAUUUUUCUAUCUUGAUUUUAAUGAGAGAUGUAGAUCUACAUUUUUUAAGCAGGCAAGAUCCUGUGCUGUGUUCCUGUUGGUAACUUUGGAGGUAAAACAUUAUUAUAAUGAAAAAAGGACCUUCAUACUAUUUGUAACAGACAGUUCAAAAAGUUUCCACAAUUCUUUGGGAUGAUAGACAUGUCUUAUCAGAAGGGUUUCAUCAGUUCCCUUGGGGACCCAAUUCUGUGUGUCUGCAUGCAGGACUGACUACUUGUGGCUGUCCUUUAUUGUUUUUGCCAUGCAGCUUCUGAACACUACUAUGUGUGAUUAUUGCUAUACCUAUAGUUCAUGAUCAUCAUGACCAUGUCAAUCAACAUAACUUGGGCCACUUCCUAUUUAAUUUUGCUGAAUCUCUCAGUGUGAGCAUGGUAUCAAGGAUUUUUCCUAUGAUGUGGUCACACAUUUACUACUGUAUGCAAGUUGGAACAAGAUAGAAUUCAGUUUUGAAUUGCUGUCUUCUUGUAACAUGAACUUAUUUUGUAACAUAAUAAUAAUAAACUUGUGAUUUAUACAGCACAUAAUCACGCUCACAAAGAAGCAUGCUCUCAGCACUUUAGACAAGUAGGAGACAUGGACAGAAGGAGAAACAACUAUGGAGACAAGUUAUAAAAGACAAACAUAGAAGACACAGAGAAAUCAGGGAACCAACUUAAAGGAUGGCAAGUGUCAUAAAUCCAUGGAGGAAGAUGAGCAGCUAAUAUCUUUUUUUGGUAGCAUCUUUUUUUUGUCUUUCUUCAUAGCUCCUGUAAAAAUAUAUAUACAUGUAUAUACAUGCACACAAGAUAUAGAUGCUCCUAAUCUACAUUUACAUAUAGUAAAUUUUACCAUAACUAUUGUACAAUCCAUGAUAGUGUUCCUGCAAAUCAAAGUAAUGAUGUUUAAACUGUAGAAAUUACAUGUUUUUGCAUAAUCUGUGAUUUUUCAAAAAUGGUUUCGUGGGUCUUUGUUAGAGUUCAGCUGUUGAGUAAGUGUCCCGGGAAAUUUUUGACAAUGGCCAGAAUUUACCGCAUACCCAGCAGUGUUUUACAUUAGUGUGUUUCAUUUAAAUGUCUGCAGGCAACAUAAUCACAAGUAUUAAGUCAUACAUAACUGAAAUUUCUCAAUUUAAGGUACAAGGAGAAUUUUAUUUAAGAAAUUUCAAAAUCAUACACAUAAGAAAUGUGAAUGCAUACAUCAUGCAAUAUAUUUACUGGAACAGCAAAUUAUAUGGGUUGGUAAAAUGCAGGGAUGUGUACUCACUUUGUAAUAUAUUUGUAUAUACAUGGGAUGCAAUGUGCAAAAUAUUUGCAUGAGGUUAAGCAGUGUAAUUUUUAACUGGCUGGUGGCAUAGAAAUACAAAUGUACACACUGAAUCAUAUAAAUGCACACAAAAGUAAUUAAGAUAAGGUAAAUUGCUGAAAUCCUACAUGCUAAAAGUGCAUGGAAAAAAUUUAAAAAAACACAAACAUCUGUGAUAAUCUACUGUUUCCCCAUUUUAUAAUGCUAAGAAAAGCAUGAUUUGUAUGAGCACAUUACCAAAAAAAACCUCUAUUGGCAUCAUAUAUAUACUACCAAUUACAAAGCAGUGUCACAUAAAACAUUAUCUUGCAAGCAAGCUCAAUAUCAGUAUGAUUCUAUUUUAUUUUUCCAUUCUUCAUUGAUCAUAAAUGUGGGAGUGUGCAGCUAAUUCCAAAUCUAGUAUCAUCUAUACAUUUUGAUCAGCCCAUGAGGUCUGGUUUCAAGAUGGCACUUGCAAGGUCCAUAAGGAAAACAGUAGAUUAAUUACCAGUUUAGUAUAUGUGCAGAAAACCCUUUACAUAAUGAUAGCAAAUUAAAUCAUUCGCAGAAUUCUAGAACUUGUGAAGAUAACACUGGGUGGGCUUCAGAUAAUAUAUCAAAGGAUAACUAAGGCAAAAUGUUUCAAGUAAAAGGUAAGAAAAAAUGGCUAUGUUUAGUCCCCUAACAUUGUAACGGGUGAACUCUUGGAUUCGAUCACACCAUUUAAAAUGUCACUUAAUGGACCACAAAAAAUGCCUCACUUAAGGUGUGCUUUCCAUAUAUUAAAAAAAUAUUUAAAAAAUCAAA